GCUGUAAGCGGUUGUAGAAACGGAGACCCCUAUUACGGAAAACUGUGGUUAACUGUGCUGUAGCUACCGCUGCAGAGAUGCGAGGGACAGAAAAACGUCGAGAAAGGAAGCAGAGGGCAACACCGGACCUGAACGUAAAGUAACCGCCGUCACAAAUCAUCUGAGAUGUUUCGAGAAACCGAGGAGCAGCAUCUUCGCAGCGCUUUCUCCUGCUGGAGAUAAAAAACCGAGAAGAGGAUCGCGCAUUGAUCCGAGAACAGGGGGACGGGAGGGGCCGAUCAUGGGGAACGAAGCGAGCCUUGAAGGAGGCGAGGGGCCGCCGUCUGGGCUACCCGAGGGGCUGGCACCUGACGGGAAGGGGGGCUUUUACCGGGUCUCAGACGGGACACCGGUCAACCUGAGUGAACUCAGCGAGGAGCAGAGGCGGCAGCUCUCCGCGGCGAUGUCAAGGGCGCAAGGCAGGCAGCCCGGAGGCGCGGCGGCUGGACGAAGACCAUCAGAAUCUGACGCACAGCAGCGUUCCCAGCAGGUAGGAACCUCCAGGGGCCCAACAGGUCUUAGCAAAAGCCGAACUGUAGACGCCUUCAACCAGGGUCCACUCGGAAAGCCCACACCAGGCCGCAGCCCUUCGUCUCUCAGCCUUUUUGAAUCAAGAUUCCGGCAGGAGCCAAAAGACCCUGAGACCAAGUCAUCCGGCAUGUUUGGCUCCAGUUUUCUCAGCGGGGCCAACCCCCUCAGCGCUGUAUCGUCUAUGACUUCGUCUGUCUCCUCCUCCAUAUCCUCCAUGGGCGAUACUGUCAACAUUCCCAAAUUUGGACUGUUUGGGGAUGAAGAGGAGGAAGGCUUGCCUGCAGCUUCUGAGUCCAAGCAGGGAGGGAAGCCACAAGGGAAAGGCCCACAGCAAGGGCCAGGUCCGAAGGGACCACAGCAGGGAGGACCCCAGAAACAGAGUCAGGGCCCUCCUGGACAGGGAGCAAAGCCAGGGCAAGGACCCCCUGGUCAAGGACCCAGACAAGUUCAGGGACCACCAGGCCAAGGGCCAAAAGCAGGCCAAGGUCCUCCUGGCCAAGCACCACCAGGGCAUCAGGCCCCCAGACCAGGUCAAGGACCACCGGGUCAAGGCCCACCAGGGUCACAGGCACCCAGACCAGGUCAAGGACCCCCAGGUCAAGGACCCAAACAGGGAGGCCCUCUCCAACAAAAAGGUGGUCCGCCACCACAGCAACAACAACAACAAGGACCUGGGAAACCUGGACCCAAACAGCAAGUGCCACAAGGGCCUGGUGCACAUCCUGAAGCCCCAGGAAAGACUUCUGGGCCCCCUAUUAAGCAGGGAACUGGAAAGCCUGCAGCUGGGAUUUGCCCACUAUGUAAAACCACCCAGCUGAACGUUGGAUCUAAGGAUCCACCUAAUUACAAUAACUGCACUGAGUGUAAGAACCAGGUCUGCAGCCUGUGUGGAUUCAGCCCCCCAGACUCAGCGGGUAAAGAGUGGCUGUGUCUGAACUGUCAGAUGCAGCGAGCCAUGGGAGGAAUGGAUCCCCCUGGUGUGACGAAGCCCAAGCAAGGCUCCGCCCCACCCUCUCCUCAGAGACAGGCAUCGGGAAAACCUGGAAAGCUCCUGAUAAAACAGCAAAGCACCUCCGACCAAGGGUUAACACCACCAACCACACCAAGGCAGAAAUCCCCAGGUCCUACCUCUCCAGGACCACUUUCACCAGGCUCCUCAGUCGCGGGAUCCCCCAAAAUCGACCCUAAGACAGGUCGCCCCAUUAUUCAGAAGUCCAGUCCUCAGCAGUCCCCAGCUAAACCCAAGCAGGAAUCAAGCUUCUUUGGAGGGUUGGGAGGUAUCAGUUUAGGGGGGCUCACAGAUGCAGCUAAGCCACCAGCAGCUGCUUCACAUGCUGCUGAGUCAGUCACGGGAAAACUGUUUAGUGGGUUUGGUGGGUUGAUGGAGUCGUCGAAGCCUCAGGCCCAGGCUGCUCCAAAACAGGAGGAAUCUGUUGCUGGGAAGUUGUUUGGAGGUUUUGGAGGCUUGACAGAGUCCACUAAACCUCCUGCGGCCACAUCUCAAAUGUUUAGCUUUGGAUCAUCCCUCUUGAGCUCAGCCACCAGUCUUGUCACGGGAGAGGAAGAUAAAGCAAAGGGUUCACCUCCUGGGUCACCACCUGACUCCCCUGCAGACUCUGGUCCCGGUUCACCACCUGACUCCCCCCUCUCUGGCCCUGGCUCUCCCCCUGAUUCAGACUCUGCUCCUAAAACACCGCCCCCUAAGACCAAGAAACCGCCCAGAACCAUUUCUGUGGAGCGGGAAGAGAAAGCCCCAGAAACCAAACCCGUGCCCGCUUCAGCUCCAGCGACGAAGGAAAACUGCCCUCUGUGUAAUGUGGAGCUAAACGUUGGCUCGACAGACACGCCCAACUACAGCCUCUGCACCGAGUGCAAGAAGACAGUGUGCAAUCUGUGUGGAUUCAAUCCUACUCCUCACUUAGGAGAGAAAGAAUGGCUUUGCCUCACCUGUCAAACUCAAAGAGCGAUGUCAGGCCAGCUGGGAGAUGUUUCACCAUCAUCCAUGGCUUCCCCAAAGAAGCAGCCUCCUGGUCCUGUUCCCUCCUCCACCCCAACCCCUGCUGGUGUAGAUAGCAAACCUGUAGUAGAACCAGCAGAGCCAACCCCACCAGCUUCUGAGACCAAGGUAGUGCCCACAACCCCCCCUGAAUCAACACCUGAUAGUGCACUAAUUUCACCUAAUCGUAGUAUUCCUCCUCCUGAGAACAGUUCACAAUCAGAAGAACAAAACCAAACACUAGCAAAUGACAAUAUUGUUCAUUCUGAGAAAGAAGUUCCUGUAGUAGAACCAGCAAACCUAACCCCACAAGCUUCUGAAACCAAGGUAGUGCCCACAACCCCUACUGACUCUGUGCCUGAGAGUGCACUGAUUUCACCUAAUCAUAUUAUUCCUCCUCCUGAGAAUGGUUCACACUCAAAAGAACAAAAUCAAAUACUAGCAGAUGAGCAUACUAGUCACCCUGAGAAAGUGGUUCCAGUAGUAGAACCAGCAAACUUAACCCCACCAACUUCUGAGACCAAAUUAGCACCCUCUGAGGCUGAGCUUGAUAGUGUUCUAAUUUCACCUAAUCAUAGCACUCCUCCUCCUGAGAACAGUUCGCAUGACCCACCACAGACAGCAGAACAACAAGAAGAAGAUGAGAAUGCUAUCUACCCUGAGAAAGAAGUUCCUGUUUCAGAGAGUUUAGCUGAUAGUACCCAAGUGGCCCCACCAGCCGAGCAACAGCAAAACAGCUCUGAGAGAAUAGCAGAGGAUCCCCCUCAGCCAGGGAAAGAGCCAUUUGAUUCUGAUCAACAAACUGUCAGUGAACUCCCAGCAGCUGAGCAACAACAGAGUAGCUCUGAGAAAGAAUCAGAGGACCAUCCUCAUCCCUGUACAGAGAUAGCUAAUGAUGAGCAACAAGCACAGAGUGCAACUGUCAGUGAAAUCCCAGCAGUUGUGCAACAUCAGAGUAGUUCUGAGAAACCCACAGAGGACCUUUCUCUCCCUGUGGAAGGUGAGACACAAAAUCCAUUGACUAAUUCAGGUUUAGACAAGACAACAGACCCUGCUGGGGCAGAAACUGAGCCAAAUCCCAAGAUUACGCAAAGUGAGGCUGCCGCUCCCCUGGCAGAUAGUAAGAAAGUGGAACCCACUCAAGAAAAGCAUCCAGAAGUGACAACAAAUGCAGCUGAGCCAAAGCCUGCUUUGAUCCCCGAAGCAGUCAGACAGGAAACAGCUCCUGUUCAACCCGAUACUACAGCUGCAAGUGUGAAAGAAACAACAGAGGUUUCAGCCGAGAAACCCCUGAUAGGUGAACCACAAGUUACUCCAGCAGAUCACACUCCACCUGACAGUGAAACAACACCUAAUGUCAAGAGUGAUGUUAGUGCAGAAGUAACGACAGAAGUAGAACCGAAGAACUCUGUGUCCCCUGUUGAACAAGUUGAUGUCCCUGAACCUGAUAAAGCUGAGCAAGAAUUAAAACGAAAAGAGGCCACAAGUGUAGAACCUGAAAUUCCUUCUGUACUGUCAGAAAAGCAUCCUGUCUCAGCUUCAGAAGGAAAAGGUCAGGCAAACGAAGUGAAAGAUGAACAGUCAGAAAAAGAUCAGGAGCCCACAUUACUUGAUCUGGCAGAUAAAUCCUCUCCUGUUGCUCAGUUUGAAGGAGAAACGAAAGCUGUGGAGAAAUCAAAUGAGGAGAACACCGCUGAAAAUAAAGUUUCUCAGGAACUUAAUAAUGAGGUAGACACAACAGCGCAGAAAGCACCCGAGGGAGCUGAUGAGGGAACAUCAGUUGAGAUUAAAACAAAUGCAUGUGUGCCGAUAACUACUGAGGUAAAACCUGAUGACGAGGAAGCUGCUGAAGAAAAAGAAAAGGAGGAGAAUACAGUUCAUAAUGAAAGUAACCAGAAACCUCUGGAACAGAAUGUUACUAAUACAGAAAAUUCGUCUUCUCUUCUCGACAAGAAGGAAUCUGCAACGGGAUUAGAGCCGGCUGCAACUGUUCCAGAGGAAAUGCCAAAAGAAGAAAUAGAUAUACAGAACAAGAUAAAAGCAGGAACAAAGAAUGAGCCAGCUGAGGAGAGCAUUAUUGAAACAGCAUGCUUGUCAGAGAAGUCACAGGAGAAAGGAAAGACUGCGGUCGAAGAAGAGUGCACACCUGAAGCCACGGUGUUAAAAUCAGAUAAUAAAUCUGACAAUGCAACGGUUAUCUCUGUUCCACCACCCCCUGACUUCGAAGAGCCACAAAUGGUCAAUGAGGUGCCAGUGCAAAGUGUAGACAGCGUGUUAUCCUCAGCUGUUACUAGUAAGACAAAUGUCAGCGAUCAAGGCAGUGAGGUGAACCUUUUCCAAGAUGAGUCAGAGAUGGGCUCACAAAAGACAAAGAGUAUUGCUGAAAAUCAACAUGAAGCAGAAAAAGAUACAUCAGCUGUGACAGGCGGCGAUGAGCAAGAGCUUGGAAAAGUUGUUGAAUUGUCAAUCAAAGAGAAGAAUGAAGCAAAAUGUGACAAAAAAGACGAUGAGUCACAACCUGUUGCUGGCAACAUGCAGACAACUAUUUCAGUAUCAGAGGCAAACGCAGUGUGCGACAAAGAAGGCACUGCAGAGUUUGAUGUAGGCGAGAAUGCAAUAUCAAAGAAGGAUGAAGUAUCAGAGACAGCUUUUGAAAAUGGAGGUGUGCCUCUAUCAGUAUCUUCAGCUCCUGUCACAGAACCUGAAAUCCCAGUUUCUGUAGUAAGUGAGCAGGACAGCAGCCCGAAGGAGGAAAACACUAACAUGGAGGAGGAAAAGGAGUCUCUUGAAAAGCUCAAUGAUGAAGCUGAACUUUCUGAGGUGAAAACAGUGGAGACUUUGAAAGAGCCUGGAAUUAAAGAAGCCGCUGUCAAGGAAGGCAGCCCAACCAGCCCAUCAGACCUAGCAAAGCUAGAAAGCACUGUCCUGCCCAUCCUUGAGGCCCAGGCAACCACACAAGAAGAGGAGAAACAAACAGACACUCUAAAGGCCAGGCGUAAAUUAGAAGUGCUUCCUCUCUCACCUGACUCUCCUAGCUCAGAAGAGGACAGAGAGGUUUCUGAUAAGAACGGCAAUGGUACCACAAAGAAAAAGCUCCUUGUGCCCGUGGAUGUCAAGGCAGAUUCCCUGGACGAUAGCAGUGAAAGCUUUGGAAAAGAAAGCCCUAUGUCAGGAGAUGAUGAAGAAUUUAUCCGAAAACAGAUAAUGGAAAUGAGUGAGAAUGAAGAUGCUUCACCAUCUGAUGAGGAAAACCUAGUUCGGCGAAAGAUUAGAGAGGACGAGAAGAAACAAAAGGAACAAAAGAAGACAGAAACUGUAGAGAAGGGCACGACAGGGAAAGUCAGACGGCUUACCAAGAAAAGCACCAUAAGCCCAGAUGAUGAAGAUAAGGAAUUUGGUACUUUAGUGGAUAAACCUGAUUUAAACAAAGAUAUGGAAGCAGAAAUAAAAGAAGGGAAGCAACAAAGUGGUACUGGAGUUCGCAAAUUCCAAACUAUGGAGCUAAAUACAACUAGCAGCCCUGUGUCUAUACCCAAUGAUGAUGGAGAGCCUGAAAUGGAAAGCCUGACAGACUCUCCAGAUGAUCGGUCUAGAGGUGAGGGGUCUUCCAGUCUACAUGCAUCCAGUUUCACUCCUGGAACUUCCCCAACAUCCCUCUCCUCACUGGAUGAAGACAGUGAUAGCAGUAGUCCGAGCCAUAUCCGCAGUGGUGAAGGUAAACAGCACAGGAAAGCCAAACACAGACAACCUGGUCAAAUGCUGCCAACUAUCGAAGACUCUUCUGAGGAAGAAGAGUUACGGGAAGAGGAGGAGCUGCUCAGGGAGCAAGAAAAACAGAAGGGCUCAGGGAAAAAAUCCAAAAAAGAUAAAGAUGAGAUUCGAGCCCAGAGGAGGCGAGAGCAUCAAAAGACACCGCCAAGCAACCUUUCCCCUAUUGAAGAUGCCUCGCCAACUGAAGAGCAGAGGCAAGAAGCUGAAAUGGAGGAGAUUAGACGAUCAUCUUGCUCAGACUUUUCACCCAGUAUUGAAUCAGAUCCUGAAGGAUUGGAAAUCCAUGCUGCAAAGAUUGCGGCAGUCCAGAAAACCUAUCAGCUGCCCAUGUCUGUAUCUCUUCACUCCCCAACAGAUGAUCAAAAUAUUGAUAAACCACAGAAAAAACCUCUCAGAUCUGCUGAUGAAGCUUAUGAGGAGAUAAUGCUGAGGGCCAAGUCUCCAACAGCUGACAAAGGUGAGAUUCAGCCAGAAAAAGAGUCCCUAUAUGGAGGCAUGCUCAUCGAAGAUUAUGCUUAUGCAUCUCUUAUUGACAAUUCAACAGCUGAUCUCGAGGAGCCAGAGAAGAUUACUGUUCCCACUCAGCCCAAAAAGUUGCGAUCGCCAGAUGAAGUUUAUGAAGACAUGAUAAAGAAAAGAAAGGAAUUCAUGCAGCUGGAGCAGGAAUACCAAAAUAUGCAGGCAAAAAAGGAAAGCACUAACCCAGAAAUUGUGCUACAACCUGCUGAUAUUACUGUCUCCAAAAGCAGUACAAUAACAUUAGACAUGGAUGGGAAGCCAUUGCUGGAUGCUGAAACUGCCUAUGAAGAGCUAAUGAAAAGAGUCCUGACCCCUGGAACAAGUCCAACUCAGCAUGAGCCAAAAGUAGAAGCCACUGCAUCUAGAAAGGCACUCCACCCUAUUCCAGACUUAAAAGUAACGCAGUGCUCUUCAGGAGAGUUAUCUUCUGAUGAUGAAAUUAUACCUAAAAAGGAAGAGGAGAAAAAUGCUGUAUCAGAUGUCACAUCAGCAAUGGAAACUGAGCCUGUGAAAGAAACUUUUCCAUCACCCACAUCAGAUCAGCAACCUGAAACCACAAUCAAAGCAUCCCAAGGUGAUAUUGUGGACUUGACUAGUGCAUCUACAAAAACAUCAGCUCCUGUGAUUGCCAGUGUAUCACCCUUGCCUACAGUCCCCCAGUAUACACCUAGUAUACCAAGUGUAGUAUCAACUGCCCCACCUGUGCCCCCGAAGCCAACUGUCCUGCGUAGGGCUAAUUCUCAGGAAAAAACAGAAGAACCUGUUGCACCGCCGCUGCCUCCUCCCACUCCUCCAAAACCUACUGUUUUUCCCAGGAAAGCUCCAGUUCCACUUCCACCUCAGGCUUCAGCAGCUCCAGUAAGGCAAGAGACAGUGACUAUGACUACAGCUCAAGCACCACCUACAAGACAAGUAGUUACUCCAACAUACAAACCUCAUGUUCCCCCUCCUGUACCCCCAAAGCCAUCCAUCCCCGUUGGAAUUGGGGAUAGCCACAAACCAGGACAUGGUGUUAAACCACCAAUUGCACCAAAGCCUGGCUCACAGCCUUCAUCACCUGCCCAUGCCCCACAUCCACAAAGACCCUCUGUACUUCCCACAGGUCCUAGUGACAUAGCCCUUAAUCUAAGCCCCACUUCUGAAAGCAAAAUGUUUCAACCAUCACCAAAGUCUCCUUCUUCUCCAAGAUAUGCCAGCAAUCUUCGUGACACAUAUGUGGUCAUCACUCUGCCAUCUCAGCCUAGUUCUCCUGUAGAUAGUGUUACGACUCAUGCUCCCUCUAGCCCUGGUCCAGCAUCUCCUUCAUGGCAAGCUCAGCCUGAGACUUACCACCAUCAGCAGCCUCAACCUCAACCAUAUUCACAGCAGCAGCAGCAGCAACAAACACCUCCUCAAACAACCAGGGUGCCUCUGGCAUAUACACGAGUCACAGAAUCCAUUGAAAGUCAAGAAAUUUGUGGCCCUGAAAAACACGUAUCUAGUUCUUGUCAUAUAAUUGAGGCUAUAUCAGCCUCAGCACAGCCACCUGUGGUGAUGCCCAACCUCAUCUCUCAAGUGGUUACCACAGAAGUCCAAAGGACCACUGUCUCUGUUGUUCAUGAAAGGACACCACCACCAGUGCCAGCUCCAAGGGCAAAUGGUCUCCCAAUCUCAAUGCAGAGGCCUAUGCCCCAGUUGCCAGCACAGAAUGGACAGGCAAUUCAACCUUCUGAAGUGGUAGAUCUUAGGACUAUGAAAGUGGAUCCAGAAUCAACCACGCGUGGUGUGGAUCUGUCUGCUGGUCCAGACUCAAGACAUCAGUCCCUUACGACUGAUGGCAGUCGUCACAGCAGUGCAGUGCAGUCCCCUGUGGUCAACCUCAGUGCUGAAUCAUCUACAGUUUCUAUAGUAACUGAUAGCAUCACCAUCGUGACCUGUGCUGCCACAAUCCAGCGACGCGACAACUUGGACACCUCUUUACCCUCUUCAGUACCCCUUCAACUAACAAAAAACAAAUCAUUUGAACCUGUUUCUCAAAUUGUUUAUCGACCAAUUGAUUCUCAGCCGUCUACUCAUGCUACUGCUGAGAUCCCUAUUAAUCUCUCAGUUGGAUCUAGUACGAGUGGAGGAACACUCCAGGCCACCCCUGUAACAAUUGCACCCGCUUCUGUUGCAAGUUGUAUUGCUAAUGGAUUAACUAAUGGCACAACCACAGUGUCAGGAGCUGUUGACCUCAGCACAAAUAAACCAUUCAACACUGUGGUUUCAGUGGAUGCUGCGUCUACCGAAGUGGUUACAGCUGUAAUCACAGACGAUGGCAAACCAGUGGAUCUGACUGCAGGGAAAAGAGCUGUAUGUUGUGAUGUUGUGUACAAGCUUCCAUUUGCAGGAAGUUGUGCUACUCACCAACCUACCACACCCUUGCCUGAAGAUCGCUUUGGAUAUCGUGACGACCACUAUCAGUAUGACAGGUCGCCUUAUGGCAUGAGAGGGUUUGGUGGAAUUAAACCUUCUAUGUCAGAUACUAACCUAGCAGAAGCUGGUCUCUUCAUUUACAAGAGUAAAAACAGCUAUAAUUUCAGUGGCACAACUGAAGGUGCAGUAGAUCUUACCUCAGCAAAGAUUUCUGAUGCAGGUGAAGCUGUUGACUACUCCAAGAAAGGAACUUACGCUGGAAUGACAAUUCCUCCCUAUUCUCAAGAUAGAGUCACAAGUGCUGUUGGCACACUCUUUGGUACAAGCAGUGUUUUGAGAUCAUCAAAUGGAGUGGUUUAUUCCUCUGUCGCAGCCCCAGUCCCAUCUACAUAUGCCAUUACCACCCAGCCUGGGUCCAUAUUUAGUACAGCAUACAACACCCUGUCAGGUAUGCAUACCAGCGACACCAUGCCUUCUCUUUCCAACCUCCAGAACCUACCACUUACUCGAUCCCACAGUUUUCUAUCCACCAUCUCUACUACUGCAGCAGAAGAACAAGCAGAUGCCCCACUCAAUCUAGAGAUAUCUAGAGGAGGUACUACUGCUGUUGAUGCUGCAACUACAGCAGCAACUUCUUUAUCUCUUGACACCUAUACUGAUGCGUCUCUGGAGGCUAUAGCUGCUUCACUGGAAGCGCUUUCUUCACCCAUGGUUCCUGGAGACAGCCAGUAUCAGGCAGAGCGCGAGAGACUAGAAAUGGAAAAACUCAAGCAACAGCGCCUGGCUGAGGAAUUAGAAUGGGAACGGCAGGAAAUUCAGCGGUUCCGAGAACACGAACAACUCAUGGUGCAAAAGGAACUGGAGGAGCUGCAGGCCAUGAAACAGCAGAUACUUGCCCAGCAAGAAGAGGAAAGACAGGCUCACCUUAUAAUGCAGAAAGAAACUUACGCUCAGCAGCAGCAGCAGCUUGAGCAGAUUCAGAGACUCCAAGAGCAGCUCCGUCUGCAACUGGAAGAGCAAAAGCUUCGUCAGAUGUACCCAGGUGGGGACAUACAAGAGGCAGUUGUCUUAGGACCUGAUGGCACUGUACUGGCCCGAAAGAUCACAGAUAGUGGGUGCCAGACAGAUGAAGAGGAUGAAGCAGUCAGCAAAGCUUACACAGCAGGUAGAAAAAAGAGAACUGCUAAAAAGAGCGUUGACAGUUGUGUACAGACUGAUGAUGAGGAUCAAGAUGAAUGGGAGGCUCAGAACAGAAGCAGACAAAGCCGUCCACGUACUGCCAGAGGUGAUAGGGGUGGGCAGUCUGAGAUGUCUCUUCAAGCCCACACUGAGAUUUCUAUACAAACUGAUACAGAUGGGAACAUUAGAAUGGAUACCAGAAUGGAGCUUUCAGAUUCUGAAAGGACCUCACCAAAGAAACGACCUACCCCCUUAGAAAUAGGACAGUCUGCUAACCUCAAAGCUGAUUCUUCUACUCUUCAGGCCCCUCCUAAAUCCCCCAAAGUGCUCUAUUCCCCUGUAUCCCCUUGUAUCUCACCAAGCAAAUCCCUUGAGUUUGUGUCUUAUGAUAAAUCCCUUGGUGAUACAAGCCCACAAAACCUAAGAGGAAGUCCUGAUCCAUCAAAAGCCUCUCCAGCAAGUCCCAGAGGACAGAAAUCCAUGCAGAGAUCUAUGUCUGACCCUAAGCCCAUGAGUCCAACAGGAGAAGAAAGAGCAACAUCUGGAACCCAGUAUGGUGAAGGCUAUACUGGCAAAGGCUCAGGUGGUACACCAACAGGGACUCAAAAGAAGGUGAAGAGGACUCUCCCAAAUCCUCCAUCAGAGGAUGAGUCAACAACCACUGGACAGACAGCAUAUAGCACUGGCUCAGCCCGUCGAAGAAUGUGCCGUAAUUCCAACAUGGCACGCGCCAAGAUCCUACAAGACAUUGAUCGAGAGCUAGAUCUGGUGGAGCGCGAGUCUUCCAAGCUCCGCAAAAGACAAGCAGAAUUAGAUGAGGAGGAGAAAGAGAUAGAUGCAAAGCUAAGAUACUUGGAGAUGGGCAUUAAUCGUAGAAAAGACGCACUGCUUAAAGAAAGAGAGAAGAGGGAAAGGGCCUACUUACAGAGUGUUGCAGAGGACAGAGACUACAUGUCAGACAGUGAGGUUAGCAACAUCCGAGAGACUAGAGGAGGUGGUGAGGAUGAGGAGAUUGAAAGUCAUGGUCUUGAACGUCCCAGGACAGCUCCUCAGUCAGAAUUAGAUGACUUUGUCCCACCGCAAACCAAGCAUGAAUAUGGAAAAUACUCUCAGUACCAAUACCCUCAAAGUCAAUUUCAGCAGUCUCUCUACCAGACACCUCAGUCCUACCAGUCUCAUUCGAUCUACUCCUCUGUCCCUUCGCUCACUACCUCCCAGCAGCAGAGUUACCACCAAAUGCUUUUGUUGCAGCAGAAAGCUGCGAGACAAGCAGCCCUACUCUCAGAGCUCGAUGCAACGAAAUAUGAUGUCAUUAGCCGUCAGCCUGAUCCCACUUCAUCAGCUUACCUUGGUGUUAAGUAUGACAAAUAUGGGAAUCAUCUUGAUCUCAGAGCCUUAGAAGUGGGAAGUAUAGCAGGUAGCCCAAUGUCAGCUGUCUCUGAUUCCUACUACACAGAUGUAGAUCACCACACACCUCGGAGUUACAUGCUCCUGGAAGAUGCUGCAGAACUAGCUAAAGGCUCCACAGGUCUGUCCUCAUCUUAUAGUCUGGCUGAGAGGGAGCUGGCAAAGGCAGAGAAACUGCUUCGUAGGAGUGCUGCUGAUCUGGGGUCUACUGACUAUUUGGGAUCCACGUCCAGACUUCAUACCUUUGGAAAGACCCCUGACGAAGAGGAUACCAUGGAGGAACCCUAUGAACUGAAACUUUUAAAGCAGCAGCUUAAGCAAGAGUUUAGGAGAAGUACAGGUGGGACCGAAAACUUAGAACAAUUGACAGGUCUCUCACAGCACUACUAUACACCAAGCUCUAGCAUCUCUGGUUACUCUCAGAGACACUAUCCAAAGUCAGAAAAGUAUAGCAUCAGUCGACUUACUCUUGAGAAGCAGGCAGCUAAACAACUCCCAGCAUCUGUGUUGUACCAAAAACAUAAGACACCACUACUAGAUCCUAAAAUCUCCUCCAAGUAUUCCUCUAUUACAGACAGUAGAGGUUUAGAGACUGACUAUACCAGCUAUUUGGGGUCCACCAGUGCAUCCCCAAGAUCCAGCCGUCUCUUGCAGGAUGAGAUUACCUUUGGUCUUCGGAAGAAUAUUGCAGAGCAGCAAAAGUAUUUAGGAUCCACCCUGGGUGCUAACUUGGCUGGGUCACUAAACUUGGGUCAGAGCUUGGGUUUAGAUUCUGCCUAUCCUAGUGGUAGUCGUUCAAGACCAUCCUCCAGGCCCACAUCUUGCUAUGGCCUGGACUUGUCUAUCAAAAGAGACCCAUCGAGCUCUUCACUCAGGCUGAAAGGAGAUGGUGAAGCAUCUGGAGACGGCCCCAAUUAUCAAACCCCAUCUGGUCGCACCAAACCUACUAGCCUUCCCAUUGUCCAAAGUGGGCGCGGGAGAAUACCCAUAGUGGCCCAGAAUUCAGAAGAAGAGAGUCCACUGAGCCCUGUUGGGCAGCCUAUGGGUAUGGCCCGUGCAUCAGCGGGACCUCUGCCUCCCAUCUCAGCCGAUUCAAGGGACCAAUUUGGUUCUUGCCUUUCAUUGCAAGACUCCCAACAGCAGCAACAUAUCAGGGAAGAGCCAACAAGGGGUAGGAGUUAUGUGCUGCUGGAUGAUCUUCAGGGCACCAUGUCAGAUAGCGAAGCCCUAAGUGAUUCCCUGAUGGCUUUGAACAGAGACGAUGCAACCAAUGCCUACCACCUUAGACGGGAAGAGACAGAUUGGUUUGACAAACCGAGAGAUGGGCGGUCGGAGAACGGACAGGAGAAGAGACAGGGAAAAGGUCCAUACUACCCCUUCCCUCACCUCAGGGUCAAACUGCAGAGGGAUCCUAAAGACCGCAGUGUCUCAGGAAAUGGUCUGGGUAUCCGAGUGGUCGGAGGAAAAGAGGUCCCUGGUAGUAAUGGAGACAUUGGAGCAUAUGUUGCCAAAGUGUUACCCGGUGGAGCGGCAGAACAAACAGGAAAGAUUCUUGAAGGAAUGCAGGUCCUGGAGUGGAAUGGUGUUCUUUUGACGGGGAAAACCUAUGAAGAGGUACAAGGGCUCGUUGGACAGCCGUGUAAUGAGGCAGAAGUGUGUGUCAGACUGGAUCUCAACAUGUUGGCAGAGUCUGAGGGUUCCCAGCACCUAGAUUUCCAGGAGCACAGCAAAGGUGACAGACCUCCCAGAUCUCCAGGUGUUGAUCCCAAGCAGCUAGCGGCUGAGCUGCAGAAAGUGUCACAGCAGCAGGCUCCACUGUCCACCUCCUCCUCCAGCCUGCCUGCCACCACUUCAGCAACCUCCAGCCCCGGUCAGCCAGGAUCCCCCUCAGUCAGCAAGAAACGUCACAGCAGCAAGAUUUCAGAGGGAACAAAGAGCCAAUCCCACCCUGUCUCUGGAGAGAUACAGCUUCAAAUCCACUAUGACAAGCAGCUUGGCAACUUGAUAGUUCACGUCCUGCAGGCCAGAAACCUUGCCCCGCGGGAUAACAAUGGCUACUCCGAUCCAUUCGUUAAAGUGUAUCUCCUGCCAGGGAGAGGUCAGGUCAUGGUUGUCCAGAAUGCCAGUGCCGAAAACAAGAGGAAGACCAAACACGCAGGCAAGACUAUCAACCCUGAGUGGAACCAAACUGUCAUCUAUAAGAACAUCCACCUGGAACAGCUUAAGAAGAAGACUUUGGAGGUGAGCGUGUGGGACUAUGACAAGGGCUCCUCUAAUGAUUUCUUGGGGGAGGUCCUUAUUGAUCUGUCCAACACUGCCCAGCUGGACAACAUCCCGCGGUGGCUCCCUCUCAAGGAGCAGAGUGAGGGGGACCACCACAGACGCUCGCACUCAGGCCAGGGUCGUCACAGUUCUUCUAAACCCUCCUCACAGCACUCCUCCCCUAAAACCACUGGCUCCUCGCAUGAUAAUCAGGAUUCCCCAAAAUCAUCUGUCAUCAAGAGUCGAAGCCAUGGGAUCUUUCCAGAUCCGGCCAAGGACACACAGGUGCCCACUAUCGAGAAAUCUCACAGUAGCCCUGGCACAUCGAAGCCUUCCCCGUCCGAGGGCCAGAGCCAAAGCCACAGCCACGGACACAGCCAACACUCUCGCUCACACGGCGCUUCACGCUCCAGCAAAAGCGCCGCACGACAGCACCAUCAGGAAAGCCUCAAUGGAAGCAGAGGAGGCGCUGCCGUAGCAACGGGCGAUGCCCAACAGCAGUCACAGCAGCAGCCGCCACAACGCCUCCAACCAAGCCAAAGAGGCCGCCUCUCACUGAGGCACCAGAGACACAGCGUAGUGGGCGUGCUCACCAUUCAGAGAGCCCAGUCUGACUGGCUGCCUGCCCUGCCAUCGAUUGUGUCGGCCAAAGGGAGCAGAGCAGACGGCAGACACCUGACCCUCAGGAAAGCCGUGUCAGAAGAGAGACCGCAGAGCACCGGAGCUCGGUCAACCUACAAAUCAGGAGAUGCCCCGGUCACAGCAGCCUCGUUAGAUAGUGGCUUGAGCGGCAGCGCCUACAGCCUACUGGACGAGGAAGCAGAGGCAAACGAGGUGGACAGUGCUAUCUUCCAAGUGCCCCGAUUUGGAAAGAUCCCAAAUGGCACAGAUGUGAUCAAAUCAUCACUGGGACACAGUGACACUGAAGGUAAGACUCAGGUAAUGGGAGAGAUAAAGAUCGCUUUGAAGAAAGAAAUGAAGACGGAAGGUGAACACCUGGUCCUUGAGAUUCUUCAGUGUCGUAACAUCACCUACAAGUUCAAGACUCCAGAUCACCUGCCUGAUCUUUAUGUGAAGCUCUAUGUGGUGAAUAUCGCCACCCAGAAAAGGAUCAUCAAGAAGAAGACCAGGGUUUGUCGCCACGACCGUGAGCCGUCCUUUAAUGAGACCUUCCGCUUCUGCAUGAACCCCACCGGACACGCGCUACAGCUAUUCCUGGUGUCCAACGGUGGCAAAUUUGUGAAGAAGACCUUAAUAGGCGAGGCCUACGUGUGGCUGGAUAAAGUUGAUUUACGCAAGCGAGUGGUGAGCUGGCACAAGCUGCUUGCCAGCACUGCCCAGAUCCACUCAUAGGAGGGGACUCAAUCUAAAAGAAAUAAGCUUAAGCGGAAAACAGGUUUCUGACAUCUGGGUUCCACAUCUGGAAUGCUGAUCCAGUCUUCUGGAAGGUCUGGGCACGGGAAGAGGGGGGAUUUUUUUCUUCAACCUUUGUUUCAGGGCUCGCAUACCUUGCAAUUUGGAAAAAUGCUUUCAGCAAAUGAUGAUAUCUGCUCUGAUUAUGUGAAAAACUUGGAGGAAACCAUUAUGUGUUUACAGGGAAUAAACACAUGUUUACAGGACAUACAGUGUACAGCAGUGUAGCCAGGACUUAGAAGAAGAACACAGGUGCUGAGUUCAGAGGUCAAGUGCAGAAUCAACCAGGUAUUACACACUUUAUCUCACAUACACACACAUGCUCACGACAUUGCACACAGUCAUUCACACAGAACUUUAAAUCUAAUAGAUACAGGGAAUGGACACACUUAUAGAUUCGAAUUGAUUUAUUUUGAUGUUUUAUCCAUUAAAUGUUCUUUAAAUGGGGCGCUCACCCUCGCUUUAUUAUUGUAUUGAUUUACAAAGCGUUUUGGGAAUGAAAUAGUAAAGACUCUGCUAUAGAGACCUCUUAUUUAUUUUUGUAUUAUGAUAUUAGCGUAGAGUUCUAUGAUUUGUCUUCUCCUCAAUUAUUUAAGUACUUUAACAAUCUAUUCUGGGAAGGAAGUAUAUUUUAUAAUACACUACCUAGCAUUCCAGUUCAAUACAAAAAAAAAUAUUGCAAGCAUGUUUUUGACUUUAUUAACAAAAACUACUUGUUCCCUACCCUUUUAAUCUGAUUUUUCCCUGAUGUUAUCCAAUGAUGACUAUUGUUUGAUAUAGCAUCAAUAUUAAUAUAUAUCAAAUUGGACAUUAUAUGUUGUGCGCAUGAGUCUAUCUAUUUGGUAUGGAGUGCCACAUGUUCAACAAAAAAAAAAAAAAAAAAAACACCUCCAAGGUUCACUUUGUAUAUAGUGAAGUGUCAUAGCUGGACAUUAUUCUACAUAUAUAGAUAUAUAUAGAUAUAUAGAUAUCUUUAUCACAGACAAUCAAGUCUUGAUGAUUGUGGCAUAGAAGUUUUAUUUAUUCAUGACGCCCCUUAGAAUGUGAGACGUUUACUAUAUGAGAGUUAAGCAUUUCCUCUUUUUCCUUGUAAGAUUGGAGCACAUUAGAAGUCUUACAUCAGUCUUGCUUUCGUUCGUAAGGGCAGUCAACUCGACGACACUCGCUUUUGUAGUAUUUUGCACUUUUUCUGCUUAGAAUGUAAAACUAACAUCAUCAUCCUGCUAAAUUAUUAUUUUUUCACUGGGAAAGUGAGAAACUAUAGACUAUAUAGGAACUACCCAGAGUUACGAUCCUAAGGCGCGAUGCUGUAACAGUAGCAUGAUGAUGUUUCGUCCCACCUCCACGCGCACUUCAUUAAACGCCUAUUAUGCCCAUUAUUUCAUGAGAAAGGUCCUGUUUGCUGUGUACAGGUGUCAAAAGACUGGAAGGCUGGUUCAUUUAACAUUUUCAGUGAAAUAUCCGAGUGAUUUCUAUGCAACAUCUACUAUAUAGCGUAAAUAACUGCACCCUGACUUGCCAGAAAUAUGACACUUGGUUUGAGAGGAAGCAUUUCUGUUUAUUUUGCACUGCUGUGUUUUCAUGUCCUCCACGAAAUGGUUACUGCUUUAAUAUGAUUUGUUGUUUUCUGUUUGGUUUUUUUUAUUUACCGUGUGAUUUUUUGUAUUGCUAUAUGAAUCUUUAUUUAUUGCCUGUGAGACAAUUUCAUAUGUUGUAUUAUAUUUGUUUACAGUACAUAUCAGAUGUACAGAGAAAUUAGGUUUUUAUACACUAUGUAGUGCUUGUUUACAAUAUUUAGAGGGGCCUGAAACUCAGAGAACCAACUUUUUUGCCCUUGUGCACGAACACACGCUCACAUUAAAAACGCCAAUUCCACGUAGCUAUAAAUCAAAGGAAGAAAAUCGAACAUUCCUAGUCAUGAUUCCUAUCUUUGUUUUGCACUCCCCCUUCGAAUUGUUUCAUUUUCCAGUAAGUUUAUGAAUUACCAAAAAAAACAACAACUAAAGAAAACCUUGUAAUCAGUGGACUUCACACCUCAAACGUAAGGUGCAACGUGCAUUUUUGGUUGCUUUUCUUAACUUUCUAUCCAUGUGCUCGUGUGUGUGUGUGUGUAGCAUCUUCAUACCAAGUCCAUGCAUGUCAUUAGCUCUAAUGCAGUAUCCCUUCCUUUACAUGUUAUCUGUCUAAAUUAUCUAAAAUUUCUCAUAACACACGAUGAAUUAUACAAACACACACACACACCCAGAUGCCAUCUCUAUCUUCAACCUUGUAAAUAAAUAGUUUUUUUAUACUGGGGUUUGGGGAAGCAAUAGGUCUUUUAGCAGUCAAAACUAAACAAAAAACAAACAAAAAAAAGUCGCGUGAUCUUAGAAGUAACAGGGAGUUGUUUCUCCUUGGAUCGCUGUACAGUGGAUAGGCCGAGGGAAGAGCUUCUGUCUGUUUAUAGGGACCCAGAUUUACCCGACCCUUUACACCAAACACUAAAAGUUUACCAGAGUCUAACACAGAAGUCUAUCUUAACAACUCAAGUAGUUGCAGGAGAAUUUAAAUGUGCUCACACUGGAUGUUGCAUGUUUCGUUGAUGGUUCAUACUAUUUUUGUGUCCGGAUAUUAUUAAAGAAAAAACAAGAAUGGUGUAGAGAGAGAUAUAGAACAAAUGUUAUAGAGGGGGAAGUUAUGAAGAAAACUUAUAAUUGAUGAUGUAUGCUGAGUGUACAAAGAGUAUGCUUGUAAAACCUGUCUGGUUUUUCACUUGUAAGUAAACAGAAAAAAAAGAAAUCUAAUGUCAUGGUUUUGUGAUUGUAUACAGGAGGUAUUGAUAAAUUAUGCAAAAUGUGCUGUAAAAAUGGCUGUUGC
Molecule: messenger RNA, 18367 nt
Organism: Pelmatolapia mariae (spotted tilapia)
Lineage: Eukaryota; Metazoa; Chordata; Actinopteri; Cichliformes; Cichlidae
Gene: pcloa
Product: piccolo presynaptic cytomatrix protein a
Exons: 27
Coding region: 281-15451 (5056 amino acids)
Biological process (GO): protein localization to synapse; presynaptic active zone assembly
Cellular component (GO): glutamatergic synapse; membrane; cytoskeleton of presynaptic active zone
Molecular function (GO): protein binding; metal ion binding; structural constituent of presynaptic active zone
Source: RefSeq, a predicted model, not a curated record